AUGUGUUUGGUGUUCGUGUGUGAUGAGGACGAAAGGGUGAUAUCUAGGCAAUCGGCACCAGGGUCGUGUCCGUACUAUGGAGGGAUGAUACAUGCCAAGGACGUUGAGAGUCAAUGGAGGUUCUGUUUCCUGCCUCUAUAUUUUAGGACCAAGAAAAAGUACUAUUGCAGUAUGCGUGCUAGGCGUUUGGUCGUCAAAUACUAAGACUAUUUGUAGAUUGAAGCGAUGAAGAUAGUGGUUCUCUCCUCAUCAGAACAAUUGGAGACCGAUCUCAAAUGGGUUAGCCUGAUGAUUAAUGACUACUACUUUAAUUUGUUUGGUUUGUUUGCUCAUCUUUUUUUUUUUUUUUUUUUUUUUAAUUUUUUAUUUAUGUAUAUGUAUAUAUAUAUGAAUCAUAGGAUACAUAGGUAUGAAUAUAUUGAUGAUGAAAUACUUUUUUGGUAAAAUAUUACUUUGGUGUAUCUUGAAGUUUAGUAUUCUUUUUUAAUUCUAUCACUUGUUUUUUUGUUUUUUUUGUUUUUGUUUUUGUUUUUUUUUUUGAGAAGUAUGAUUUAUAGAAAUAAGGGGUAUUAAUGAUUACUAGUAUUGGACUGUGUUGGAGUCUGUUUUAAAUUUUCCUUAUCAAAGGUAGCCUAAAUCACAUUGAUUUAGUUUUGAAUUUUGUAGAUGGCUAACUAUGGUAGUGUAAUUAUAGAGAAGUCAUUUUCUUUUGCUUUUACCAUGG
Cornus florida is the source of this 724-nucleotide messenger RNA. RefSeq lists its product as uncharacterized. Bases 1 to 204 code for a protein of 67 amino acids. The record is from RefSeq and is a predicted model, not a curated record. Lineage: Eukaryota; Viridiplantae; Streptophyta; Magnoliopsida; Cornales; Cornaceae. The transcript has a single exon.